GCCCGCCCCGCGCCGGACGGAAGGACGGGCGGCGUGUGGGGGCGGAAGGCGGCGGGCCGCGCCCCGCGCAGUGCGGAGUCCGGGGUCCCGAGUGCCCAGGUUCCCAGCGGGGGCCGGUAGACACAAGAAUUGCAGCACAGUUUUUCCUGCUGAACCUGACCAUUGUCAAUAAUGGCAAGACUCCGAAGUGCUGCACCAUAUCCCCUGUGGAUCCUUUUCUUUUCAUAUGCAACAAAUGAAGUUUUGGCUGCAGGACACAUACAAGAAUUUGCAUGCUUCACUGACUAUGACAAAGAGCUGGUUUGUCGCUGGAAGGUGCCUGCACAAACCAAUUGCUCCAAAGAAUUUGUGCUCUGCUACAGCAAGGAAACUUCUUCUGUUUCAAACACGUGUGUUCCUGAGAAUGAAAAAGACAGUUUAAGGUGCACUUGUACAAUAUAUCCAGAAUAUUUUGUAUUAGGCCUCACGUAUAUUCUAGCCCUACAGUUCAAUGGCACUGAAUCAUGGAAUUACAGUGUAACACCAGCCCUUGUUGUUAAGCCGAGAUCCCCCAAAAAUCUUGCCAUUGAGAAAGCUGAAAAUGGUAAUUUCAAUCUGAGUUGGGAGGAGAGCUACUCUCAUCCAUCCUUUCUCUCUGGACAGCCAGUCAUCUAUGAAGUGAAAUACUGGAGGAAGCAGCACCCAACAGAGAUUUCUGUAAAAGCAAUUAACUACCAGGCAAACAGCUUUGAGAUUGCUGCAAGCUCCUUGAAGAGAGGCUAUGAUUACGUUGCAAGUCUCAGGUGUAACUAUGUGGACUACCCAGCCUACUGGAGUGAAUGGAGUGAAGAAGUUGAAUUUCACUAUGAUUACCAGGUGAAGGCUGAAGACAUUCUGCAGAUGGCUGUGCCCACAUCCUGUGUACUGAUCAUGGCAGGAUUCAUCAUUUGUUACUUCUGUUUCACCAAAAUGAAGAAAGAAUGGUGGGAUCAAAUCCCAAAUCCAGGAAAGAGCCAAUUGGUUGUAAAAAAUGUCAAGUUUUCAGUUUUGUGCUACUUUGAUGAAAUUAAGUUCCCAUUCCAGGACUUAAAGCAAAGUCAUCUGGAACAACAAAUAAACAGAAGUUGCAAGAACUGUCUGGCUCAAAGUUUGGCAAGCCAAAACUUCAAGGGAAAAGAUAACAUCAGAAAUGUUGAGAAAUCUUGCAGUUGCCACAGCAAGUCUGAAGAGUGGUUGCCAAAAGGCAGCUGUGCAGUUUUAACCCCUGACACAAUACCAGUUGAAGAGUGUAUAGAAAUUUGUGUAUGUUUAACAGACAGUGAAACUGAGAGCCAAGAAGAAACUAGCAACCAGAUCACCAUGCUUGAGCCUUGUGAGAGCAGCAUUGGUGUUUUCAGAGAGCACCCUGAACACAAUGAGUUACUAGCUGGCAUGUUUGAUGCACUCCUGGCAAAUGAAAAUAGCAUGCAAGACAAUAAAGGCCCAAACAUACCCACAGCAGAGUGGAAAACCUUAGAGAGCAUUGGGUCAGAAAAUCCAUCACAGCAAAAUCCAAAAGAAAGUGCAGCCCAGAGUCCACAAUCGUGUGAUAUUUCUCAUACAGCUCCCCUUUUCACCAAAACCUCUCAAGAUGACUACAAUUGUAGUACAGCCAGCAAAGAGUCAGAACUAUCAGAAGAAUCCUUUGAAUCUGGCUAUCGGAGCUCCAGCAUAAAUUCUGCUUCUCUGGAUGCAAGAGAUCAUCAACAAAUGGUUCAUCAAAGCCUUUUUCUAUGUAGUUCUGCAAGUGAUCUUGACUCUUGUGUCCUGAUCCAGGAGUCUACAAAUAAAUCAUUGUUUGGAACCAAAACAGACAGAAUAGACAGCCCUGCAUACAAGGGUUUUGAUACCCUUGUAUCUGCAUCCAUGGGAUUCUGUGGUUCUGCCUACAAGAGCUGUGACACCCUUUUGUCUCCAUCCCUGGAACCCUGUGGCUCUGCCUACAAGAGCUUUAAUAUGCUUCUGUCUGCAUGCAAGGAACCAAGCAGCUCUGCAUACAAGAGCUUCAGUGCCCUCAUGUCUCAGUCAAUGGCUGACAGUAGCCGGACUCUGGGCUUGGAAAGCGUGCCUUCCUCACUGCCUGUGAGACAGUUGUCAGAGACACCUGGAUGCAGCUGCGGAGAUCAAAGUGCUCAGCCUGCUAGCAAUCAGAUGUGUUGUAACAACUACAGAUCUCCCAGCACUGAGCUUGAUUUUCCAAACACCUGUUCAGAACAUUCUGAUUUUCUGUCUUUCUCCACACAUGCAAAUGAAGGUGCUUCAGCUUUUCUUUCAGAGGAAGAAAUGUGUAAGCAAGUAAUAUAUCAAAAUGUUCAAAGGAAAGCAAAUAUAAUUUCUUGCCCCACUGCACCUCAGUCAUCUGGCUAUCAGCCUUUUGGUAGUGUAGGUAAAUGUAAUUGUCUAUACUGGGACAGUGACAAUGAGGUUAUGUCUACAUCACUAUACGAAUCCUUCAUUAAUCUGUGCAACAACCUGAGGGAAGCACCUCCCGAUACUGCAAUCUAUGAAUUGGACCCAAGGAUAAAGGACAGUGUGUGUUUGACUGUUCAGGGUUCUGACUGCACCAUUGUCCCAGGUUUAGCAUCUAGUGAAAAUGACACACAGACUAGUGAUGGCAGCCCUUGUAUCAACAGCGCUUAUGAUCUGAAUGGUGAUAGCAGUGAGGAAAAUACCAGGAGAGAUGAACAGCUGUUGCAUUUGUUAGAAAUGAAAUGUCAAGAUUUAAACAGCAGAGCACUUAAACAGCAGAGAAAGAGCUAGAAAGGCAACAAAAUGGAAAAGCUUUAACCCUACUGGUAAAGUAAUGCAAGGGGGUGAUGAUAACAGGCUAAAAUACUGACUUCCACUGCCGCUCACACAACCACUUGAAGGAACUUGAAGAUGCAAGGGGAAGUGAAGAGGUGCUGAAGCAUGCAAAUGGGGGCAGGGGGUGUGACUCAGCAAUCAGCUUACCAGCAUCACUGGAUUGUAUUGGUAGCCCAACUUAGCCAGAAAAACUGCAGAGCUCCUGGAGCUCCAUGGCUCAGACAAGGUGCUAGCCUGUCAUUUUGUGAGUAACUCCUAUCCUUCCGACUCUCACACCAUUCACAGUGAGGACUCCAGACUGACACUUGCAGUUAAAAAAAAAAGACCAAUGGAACUGUUAAUGGGAAACAGCAGGAAGAAUAAGGAAAAAAUGAAACUUUUGUGCAAACCCUUGCCCAAGAGGACAACUGCUAUAUGGAGGUAGCCUAGCCAAGACUGAACUAGUCUUUGGAAAUAAACUGUAUGGCAAGUUGAAUUCUUGCUUGUUAUUUCAAUCUUGACUGAAGUGAGGGCUGCUAUAGGUCACCCAUGAUUCAUUGGGUUGUGUCAUUUACGCCUGCCUGGAAUUGGCAGCUGGGACAUGGUGGAGACCCCUGGGCACAGUUGGGUUUGGAACCCAGCAGUGGCAGCCACAGCUCUACAGAGACAAAGUCAAAGCUGCUGUCUCCAGCUGUGAGAAAUCUCUAAAAGGGAGCAGCAGCUGCAGGAAGCAGGAGUUCUUAGUACAGCUCUUGUGGUUAUUGCCCUGGCUAUGUGUUGCUUGGGAAGCACAAAGGUUAUGUGGAAUGUGCUGACAUACCUGAAAGUGGGAUAUAGGUCAGGUCCAAAAGGAAGGUGUGUGAUUUAUCACACAGCUUCCAGAGCUUACUUCUUUUGGGGUGGGGGAUGUUGUCCUGUGUGCUUAGCCCUGGCAUGGGGUGUAUGUUUCUAUACCUGCGCAAUCAAGACCUGAAAUAAAGAUUACCAUAAUUUUCACUUA
This is a messenger RNA of Lonchura striata (white-rumped munia), 3802 nucleotides long. It is a transcript of the gene IL4R, whose product is annotated as interleukin 4 receptor. Gene Ontology annotation, biological process: production of molecular mediator involved in inflammatory response; cytokine-mediated signaling pathway. Gene Ontology annotation, molecular function: cytokine receptor activity; protein binding. Gene Ontology annotation, cellular component: external side of plasma membrane; membrane. The record is from RefSeq and is a predicted model, not a curated record. Lineage: Eukaryota; Metazoa; Chordata; Aves; Passeriformes; Estrildidae.